GGUGUGACAGCAAAGAGGCUUCCUUUCUGGAGUAGCGAGUUCUCAAUUUGACAUCCUCUGCAUCCGUUUUUUUAAGUUUAAUUAAUGAAUUAGUCAUUCAUUUCAUUCGGGCAUAUUGUAAUCAAUCAUGGCUGCUUAUAAAUUAGUGUUGAUUCGUCACGGAGAGAGCAACUGGAACCAGGAGAACCGCUUCUGCGGCUGGUUCGAUGCAGAUUUGAGCGAAACCGGGGAAAUGGAGGCGAAGAGAGGCGGACAGGCCCUGAAAGAUGCCGGCUUUCAGUUUGACAUUUGCUACACCUCCGUGCUGAAGCGGGCCAUCAGGACACUGUGGCUGGCCCUGGACAGCAUUGACCAGAUGUGGGUGCCAGUGCAUCGGACCUGGCGGCUCAAUGAGCGCCACUACGGAGGCCUGACUGGGCUAAACAAGGCAGAGACGGCCGCCAAGCACGGAGAGGCUCAGGUGAAGAUCUGGAGGCGCUCGUUUGACAUCCCACCUCCCCCCAUGGGCCCAGACCAUGACUACUACACUAUCAUCAGCAAGGACCGUCGCUAUGCAGACCUGACCGAGGACCAGCUUCCUUCCUGCGAGAGCCUCAAGGACACCAUCGCACGGGCGCUGCCGUUCUGGAACGAGCAGAUCGCCCCUCAGAUCAAACAGGGGAAGAGGGUGCUCAUUGCUGCCCAUGGAAACAGUCUGAGGGGGAUUGUUAAGCACCUAGAGGGAAUGUCAGAUGAAGCCAUCAUGGAACUGAACCUGCCAACGGGCAUCCCCAUACUUUACGAGCUCGACAAGAACCUGAAGCCCUUGAAGCCCAUGCAGUUCCUCGGAGAUGAGGAAACUGUGCGCAAAGCUAUGGAGGCUGUGGCUGCUCAAGGAAAGGCCAAGAAGUAGAAAAGAAGAACAAAAAAGUGUAUGAUAGUGUAGGAUGUCCCUAAUGACUGGCCUCAGAUUAGUGUAUUUCCUAAAUCUUAAGAUUUGUUUUGGACUGUAAUACAUGAUGAGCACACUGUAGAUUGUUGUCAAAGACAACCUCCCACUACUUGCACAGUACAGGGAUAGUAGAUGGUGAACAAUUGGAGUAUAUUAGGAUCAGGGGAGCCACAGCUCUCAAGAGAUUGUAAAUAUUUUUUGCAAAAUGGUCCAUUAAUAUUACAACCUUUUUAGAAAAGUAGCACUGAACUGAAUAAAAGUAUUACUGUAGGCUGAGAUGAUUGAUGUCAGGGUAAAUGGUAAUGAGCCUAAGGAAGUUAUUUGUGUCUGAUCAUAAUGACUUCAUAAUCCCAUUAAUAUUUAAAUGGAUGACUUAGAGUAGUGGAAUAUUAUAGUAUGUUAUAAUUUAAUAAAAGAAGACUUUUUAUUUACACUCAAUGGCCAUCUUAGAUUUUGUAUGAGACAAGAAAUGGACCACUGCAGAAGGUGACAACUUAUUAUCUCAUUUUUCAAAGCAUUUAAUUGAUGCAUUACACUGAUAAAAGGAUACCAUUUUGCAAUCUCUUGAGAGCAGGAUGGGUCAGUAGGAUGGCUAAACAGUCCUUUUCUUUUACUUUCUCUGUCUAUGAAUCGUAUUUGUGAAGUGUCCUUGUAUGUUACUGUCUGUGUUGUGUCUGACACUUUGUAUUUUUCUCUUCAUGAGGUUCAUCAUCACCUAUUUAAAGGUGCCAAACACUGCAUUACUGUCAGUACUGCACUGUAUAAGUGAUACAACCAUUAUUUGGAUUAUAGCCCUCCAGUUUACAGUACUGUUGUGAAGCAUGAUUAACCAAAAAUAAAAGGUCUAUAAAUGUAA
Molecule: messenger RNA, 1787 nt
Organism: Micropterus dolomieu (smallmouth bass)
Lineage: Eukaryota; Metazoa; Chordata; Actinopteri; Centrarchiformes; Centrarchidae
Product: phosphoglycerate mutase 1-like
Exons: 4
Coding region: 128-892 (254 amino acids)
Biological process (GO): glycolytic process
Molecular function (GO): intramolecular phosphotransferase activity
Source: RefSeq, a predicted model, not a curated record